Messenger RNA from Striga asiatica, 1506 nucleotides. The record is from the annotation of a GenBank genome assembly. NCBI's taxonomy places the organism in Eukaryota, Viridiplantae, Streptophyta, Magnoliopsida, Lamiales, Orobanchaceae.
CUAUAGCCCACGAUAGCACAGACAACAACACACACUAAAUAUUAUUUUGUUAAACAAUUUAAAGAAUAUAUAUUUUUCGGGAAAAAGGUGUUGGGCUCACAAUCAUAUUCGAUUCCACGUGCUUGCUUGUUAUUUCUCUUGUCAAUCUUCACUGAGCCACGUAUGGUAGAUGUAUUGUUGAGCUGCCCUUCGAUUUAGUUGAAGAAUGUUUCUGGAUACGAGUAAAUCGGUGCUUGGAUACUGGUUAGGGAGCUGAAACUUAGAAUGAAUUCAACAUCAACACAAUUUUUGCCUGCGAGGCGGAUAGGCUUAUUCGAGCCUAUUCAUCAAAUGGGAAUGUGGGGUGAUUUCAAAGGCAAAACUUAUCUGGAUGAAUCUUCUGUACAGUUGAUUAUUGAUAUUGAUGCUAAACUCGACAAUCAGUCGGAGGAUACUUCACAUGGAACAGUUGGACCUUUCAAUAAAUACGACCAAGAAGCAAGUAAGCCAGAUAAGGUCCUGAGACGCUUGGCACAGAACCGUGAGGCGGCUCGUAAAAGCCGUCUGCGGAAGAAGGCCUAUGUUCAGCAGUUAGAAAAUAGUAAAUUGAGACUUGCUCAGUUAGAGCAAGAGCUUCAACAAGCCAAGAAACAGGGUUUGUACAUUGGUGGCACUUUAGAUGCUACUGAGCUAGGAUGUGUAGGAACUACAAAUCCAGCUAUUGCUACAUUCGAAACGGAGUACGGCCAAUGGGUUGAAGAACUAAAUAGACAAAUAUCCGGCUUAGGGAAAGCUCUUCAAUCAAAUGUUGGGGAUUUGGAACUCCGGUCGCUCGUUGAUGGUGGAAUGAAGCAUUAUUUUGAUCUGUUUGUGAUGAAAUCUACAGCUGCAAAGGCUGACGUGUUUUAUGUUAUGUCGGGUUUGUGGAAAAUGCCAGCCGAACGAUUUUUCUUAUGGGUCGGAGGCUUUCGGCCUUCAGAAAUUUUAAGGGUUCUGUCACCACAUCUCGAUCCUUUGUCCGAACAACAACAAUUGGAUGUUUGUAAUCUUGCACAAUCAUGUCAGCAGGCAGAGGAUGCUUUAUCUCAGGGGAUGGAAAAACUUCAUAUAAUUCUUGCUGAUACCAUAGCCGGACGAAAGCUGGGCGAAGACAGCUAUGGCCCACACGUUCGAGCUGCUGUUGAUAAGUUGGAAGCCCUCGUGAGGUUUGUGGCUCAGGCAGAUCAUCUCCGGCAAGAAACUCUUCAGCAGCUAUUGCAAAUUCUCACACCUCUGCAAGCAGCUCAGGCUUUCAUCAACUUGGGUGAGUAUUUCCAACGCCUUCGAACUUUAAGUUCAGUUUGGUCCUCACGUCCCCAAGAAAAGGCCUAAGUUGUGAUGUGAAAUCAGCUAAAGUCCCUCAUUUAUAGUUUGGUACACAUGGCAGAUAGUUAUGAAAUCUACUGCUAUUGUAAAAUUGUAAAUAUGUGUACGUAGUUUGUUAAAAGGCAGUUUGCAAAUUCCUAUAAGUUUUUUUUUUUUUAUUAU